Molecule: messenger RNA, 1317 nt
Organism: Ziziphus jujuba (common jujube)
Lineage: Eukaryota; Viridiplantae; Streptophyta; Magnoliopsida; Rosales; Rhamnaceae
Exons: 9
Coding region: 177-1097 (306 amino acids)
Source: RefSeq, a predicted model, not a curated record
AUUCUAAAUAAACUUGCCACGUGGGACUUGGUAGUCACUUGGGUGUACCAUGGAGUAGCCUAAAACCCCCGACUGACUCCAAAACCUCUCCACAGGCAGACCCGCACCCAACAUUCGAUCGGUAAUUUCGUCGAGCACUUGGAGUGGGAUAUACUCUGCGGAUUAUUUUUGAAGCUAUGAAGGGGAAUAAAGCAACAGUUUUAUCAUUUGCUGAAAAGUGCAAGAAUAUAUUGGCUUCAAAUUGGCAAGGUCACCUCAACACCAUUAAAGCUGACGCUAAAGGAAGCAAGGAGGACAUAUAUACAUCAAAGGUCAAGUAUAUACUCAAGAGAGGAAAACCAUACAUUUGGGUGCCUGAGAAGGAUCUGCAUAAUGUGAACACAAUCAUUGAUGAACGUGGUUCAUUUUCUGUGAGCAAUCCCUUCGCUGGUGCACUGGCAGCCUUGUUUAGAUCGAUACAAAGGCUACCAGCUCGGGUUGCUCUGACUGGGGAUAUUGUACCUCAUAGAGAUGAAAAGUCUGCAGCAGAAUACCUUAAAGAAGUCAUACUUGCUGAACAAAAAGCAAUUAGUGGGUCAAGUUAUACAGUUACUGGUGUAUUAAGUUCUUCGGAUGUUUUUAGUACAUCUCGAAGCGAAAAUCUUAAGGAGCUAGUAGAAGGGGAUGAAACGUACAUGAUUUAUAAGUUCAAUCCAAGAUCAUGCAUAUUUAUUGAAGGCAACGGAGGCACCCAUGAGGUAGACUUGGAGGAUAUGGAUGCAUCUAAAGCAGAUCGAUUAGCACCUUUUUCUGCAAAGCUAAUUGAUGGGAUAAAUCAAAGUGAAGCAAGGCGCCGAGGGCUGAUGCUAUUUUGUUUAUCAUACUUGAAAGCAAAUGUAAAGGAUGCAUACAUGGUAUCCAUAGAUCGCAAGGGAUUUGAUGUGUUGGGAAAGGUUCCUGGUCCAGUAUUGAAGGAUGGUUUUGGUCAGUACCAGUGGAAAGAAUUUCGCUUCUCCUUGAAGGAAGAGGCACGAGAUGUUGAAAAGUUCUGCCGUCAACUUGUGGAGAUGGAAGAGGAGGCCGUUAAAAACGUUUCAAGCUUCAGUGGUCUAGGAUGAAACUUGUUGCACCACAAAAUAGCCAAAAGUGGUUUCUGCUCAUUUUUGCGUUGUGUAAUUUAUUCAACUGAUUUUAAUUAUUUCACAUCGAAGAUUUUGUGAUUGUGGAAUUUAAUUUAGAUAUCAAUUCGUAGUGAUAAUUAUAGGUUGUUAAAACUAUUGAGAUACAUGAUCUCAACCAACCGGUAAACGUUCUAGAUAAGUUAUACUCGUUAGAUUA